AUGGCCUUCAAAGUAGGGACGUUGGCCAUUGUCGGAAAAUCUGGCUCCCCACCGCUUGAGAUCCAAACGUAUGAGGCAAAAACUGCAUUUCAUGAGUCUCCGAAGUAUGGGCAUCGAUUGGAGAACGUGCAAAACUUUCUUCAAGAAUCUAGGUUAGCUUUCGAACGGUUUAAUGUCUCCCCCGAUUUGUAUGUCGACUCAUCAUGAACUAGAAAUAUCAAUGUUUGGAGCGAAUUAGCAACAAAUAAGUCCCACUGAUUCCUUUGAAAACCGAAAUCUGAAAAUUGGUUUUUACUUUUUGUUUUUUAAAGCCUAAAACUUUCAACAAAAGUUCCAAAAAAUCUGUGAUUUAUCAGG
Didymodactylos carnosus is the source of this 357-nucleotide messenger RNA. NCBI's taxonomy places the organism in Eukaryota, Metazoa, Rotifera, Eurotatoria, Philodinida, Philodinidae. The record is from the annotation of a GenBank genome assembly.